AUGGCGGCCUCUGCCGCAUUGUCACUCCCCCUGCCGCCACGCCCUCUCCCCUGCCACGCCCUCAUCGGCCGCACUGCCUCCGCCACCGUCGCAUCCGGCAGCAGCGGCGAGGGUUCUGUCGCUCUCGCGGUUCCGCCGCGCGCAGCAGGGCGGGCGCGCAGGGAGACGAUGAUGGGCGCGCACGUGCAUCAGGGGGCGCGGAGGUGGCGCGCCGUGCGAGCGACUAUGGGGGGCGCGGAAGGAGGAGGUGGGGAGGGGGACGGGGAAGGAGAGGCGGACGGGAAGAAGGGUGGGGGCGAGGGGCAGCAUGGCUGGGAGGCGUGGCAGGUGGCGCAGCGGAUGUACGCGGCGGUGAACGCGCGGGACGUGGCGGGCGCAGUGGCGUGCAUGGCGGAGCGGUGUGAGUACCAAGAUAUGAUCUACCGCGAUGCCCUCCACGGCAAACAGGCGGUGGAGCAGCACCUGAGGCGCGUGCUGCACGCCAUGCCGCCCGGAGUGGCCUUCAUUAUUGACGACAUCUCCACCGGGGAUACCCGUGCCUGCGGGGUGGGGUGA
Closterium sp. Naga37s-1 is the source of this 555-nucleotide messenger RNA. The record is from the annotation of a GenBank genome assembly. NCBI's taxonomy places the organism in Eukaryota, Viridiplantae, Streptophyta, Zygnematophyceae, Desmidiales, Closteriaceae.